Photinus pyralis (common eastern firefly) is the source of this 2493-nucleotide messenger RNA. RefSeq names its product oocyte zinc finger protein XlCOF6-like. Gene Ontology annotation, biological process: regulation of transcription by RNA polymerase II. The coding region runs from base 154 to 2328 and encodes 724 amino acids. Gene Ontology annotation, cellular component: nucleus. Lineage: Eukaryota; Metazoa; Arthropoda; Insecta; Coleoptera; Lampyridae. The record is from RefSeq and is a predicted model, not a curated record. The transcript has 2 exons. Gene Ontology annotation, molecular function: DNA-binding transcription factor activity, RNA polymerase II-specific; RNA polymerase II transcription regulatory region sequence-specific DNA binding.
GUGUAAGUGACCGUUACCGGUACUUGAGCUACAGCCAGUUGAUAUAACCUAACUUUUUGCAUAGAAUUUACCCGCGUUUUUCUGCACCUUAUCGUUUAACUGUUUUACCGGACUUGUGGGUCGCCUCGACCGAAACCGGGUACCACCAGCGACAUGGUCACCCACGAUGAUAUCACCAUGAAGACGGAAUUCAACCAGGAUGCCGACGUCUGCACCUCUCUGGAGACGCUGGAUUUUAUAAAUGAGGCGUCCGCCGAAAUAAAGCAGGAACGUUGUGCUGAUCGUUCGGACGGGAACGACCGAGGGAACGACCAACUGCUGGAGGAUGACGUGUACGAAUUGCCUUUAGAAGAACGAAACGGCGUCCGUAGCGGUUCCCUUUCGAUUAAAUGUGUGGCGUGCCCUACCACAUGUAAGCAAAGACUUAGUGAGCAUUUCCCGAAAUGUGUCAAUUUUAAGCGGUGCGUAGUUUUACUUUCUCGAAACGGAGUCGGGGACCACAUUUGUAAAUGCUACCACUGCAGCUAUGCCACGACAAAUAAGUCAUGGUUAGAAGUUCAUUUAAAAAAGUGUACAAGGCGUUUCGUUUGCAAUCGAUGCAGUUAUGGCAGCAAUAAUCAGAGUCAUUUGAAGCGCCAUGUUUUAAUACACAGCACUGCAAAACCUUUCAGUUGUUAUCAUUGCGACUUUGCCACAAAUAGAAAGGAUAGUUUGGAAAGUCAUCUUUUAAGGCAUUCUUCUUGUCAAUAUUUAAACUGUGGUCAAUGUAAUUGCGCAACAAACGGAAAGAAUAAGAAAAAUAAUUUAAAGCGUCAUAUUUUACGGCACAAUUUCUUGAACCUUUUAAGGUGUGACCAAUGCAACUAUACAUCAAACAUUAAGACUAAUUUAAGGCGUCAUUUUAUAACACAUAAAAGUUCUAAAGACUUUAAAUGUCACCAAUGCGCUUUCGCCACAAAAACUGAUCAACUUUUAAAGCAACAUCUUUUAACACAUGCUUCCAGAGAUAUAAAAUGUGACCGUUGCAAUUUUGUAACAAAUAAGAAAAGUUACUUAAAAAACCAUAUGGCGAUUCAUAGCUUGUCCAACGACUUUAAAUGUGAGCAGUGCAAUUACGUAACAAAAACCAAACUAAAUUUCAGGCGGCAUGUUUUAAAACAUUCCGCUUCGAAAAAAUAUAUUUGCGCUCAAUGUAAUUAUUCCACGAAUUCUAGGCAGUGUUUAAAGAAUCACAUUUUAACACACAACGCUUUCAAGGAUGUUAAGUGUGACCAGUGCGAUUACGUGACGCAUCGUGAAACUUACUUAAAGCGUCAUUUGAAAACGCAUAAUAUUUUUAAAUGUGACUAUUGCGAUUAUUCAACGGCGGGGAAAUCAAAUUUAAAUAACCAUUUUUAUCAACAUCACACUUUCAAAAAAUUCACUUGCACUCAGUGCAGCUUCGCCACCAAUAAUAAGGACAAGUUAAAGAAUCAUCGUUCGACACAUAACGCUCCCAAACAUUACUGUUGCAUCCCGUGCAAUUAUUCCACCGAUAAUCCGAAGGAUUGGAAACAUCAUCAGAGAGCUUUCAAACAUUUCAUUUGCCAUCAGUGCAAUUACGCCACGAAUAGGAAGGAUAGCUUGGCGCGUCAUAUUUUACUACACAGCGCUUCCGAGAAUUUUGCUUGCGAUCAAUGUGACUUUGCCACAAGUGCCCAAUAUAAAUUAAAGAAUCAUAUUUUACUGUGUCAUGCUGUCAAAAGUUUGAUGUGCAAUCAGUGUGAUUAUGCCACAAAUGUGAAAGAUUGUUUAAGAUAUCAUCUUACGACGCACAAUAAUUCCAAAGUUAUUAAAUGUGACCAUUGCGAUUACGCAACUAAUAACAAAGUCACUUUAAGACUUCAUUUGGCAACACAUAAUAUUUUCAAAGACUUCAAAUGUAAGCAGUGCAAUUAUUCCACGGACAACAAGGAUCAUUUAAAAAAUCAUGUUUUAAGACACGCCUCGAAGAAUUUGAGUUGCUACCAUUGUGAGUAUACCACAAACGUCAAGACUACUUUAAUGCGGCAUAUUUUAAGACACAACAGUUCCAAAGCUUUCAAUUGCCAUCAGUGCAAGUACGCCACGAAUUUUAAGGGUAACUUGAAGGGCCACCUUUUAACGCACAACGUGGCUCUCAAACCUUACACUUGCAAGCAGUGCAAUUAUAGCACUGAUAAUCAGAAUGAUUGGAAACAUCAUCAGAGAACGUCCAAACAUUUCGCUUGCAAUCAGUGCAACUAUGCCACUAAUACUAACGGUCGUUUGCAGCGUCAUCUUUUAACACACGGUACUUCCCAAGUGUGAUCAUUGCGAUACUCCACUUAAAAACCCAAGUGUUAUUUUUAACACAAUGUACUUUAGAAAUUAAAUGUGACUCGCGACAACAAAUAUUUUUAUUUUUUAUAUCGUUACAUCGUAUGCACUUUUUUAACUUUAGUAUUUUUUUUGUUUUAGUUAUAUUUCUUUAGU